AGCACAGAUGUGAUGAUGGAUGCAGUAGAGCCAGACAGAAGGGUUUCUCCUCUGAAGAACUUUGUGGCUGGAGGGGUCGGUGGGGUCUGUCUCUUAUUCACUGGACACCCGCUGGACACUAUCAAGGUCCGUCUGCAAACACAGGAAUGUGUUGUCUACAGAGGAACAUAUGACUGCUUACGAAAGACUGUGUCCAAAGAGGGAAUAUUUGGCCUGUAUAAAGGUAUGGGUGUCCCACUAGCCGGUGUUACCCCAAUGAUGGCUUUGAAUUUCUUUGGCUUUGGGCUGGGAAAGGAACUUCUGCAAAGUGACCGCACAGUACCAAUCACGAACACACAGAUCUACUUGGCGGGGAUGCUGGCAGGAGUAUUCACCACUGUGAUCGUGGCCCCGGGCGAGAGAAUCAAGUGUUUACUUCAGAUCCAGUCCUCGGCCAGUCAGCUGAAGUACGCUGGACCAGUGGAUUGUGCACUGAGACUUUAUAAGGAACAGGGAAUUCGCAGUGUCUACAAGGGCACUGUUCUUACUCUAAUCAGAGAUGUGCCUUCAAAUGGUGUAUACUUUCUAACUUAUGAAUACUUAAAACAGUCUCUGACCCCGGAGGGAGAGUGUGUUCAUCAUCUCAGCACAUCCAGAGUUCUUCUCGCAGGUGGGAUUGCUGGCAUGUUAAACUGGCUGAUUGCUCUGCCUGCAGAUGUGCUUAAGUCAAACUACCAAACAGCCACAGACGGGCGUUACCGGGGUUUGAGAGAUGUGUUAAAAACACUGUUACGGGAGGAAGGAGCCCAUGCUCUCUACAAAGGCUUGAGCGCAGUCAUGUUACGAGCAUUUCCUGCUAAUGCGGCUUGUUUUCUAGGCUUUGAGGUUGCGCUAAAGUGCUUAAACUACAUUGCUCCAGACUGGUGAUUUCACAGUUACGACUGAUACGACUGAUAUUUGAAUACCAUUUUUUUU
Messenger RNA from Sinocyclocheilus rhinocerous, 954 nucleotides. Its product is annotated as mitochondrial carnitine/acylcarnitine carrier protein. Gene Ontology annotation, cellular component: mitochondrial envelope. NCBI's taxonomy places the organism in Eukaryota, Metazoa, Chordata, Actinopteri, Cypriniformes, Cyprinidae. The record is from RefSeq and is a predicted model, not a curated record. Gene Ontology annotation, molecular function: O-acyl-L-carnitine transmembrane transporter activity. Bases 13 to 906 code for a protein of 297 amino acids. The transcript is spliced from 9 exons. Gene Ontology annotation, biological process: mitochondrial transport; carnitine transmembrane transport.